Messenger RNA from Penicillium soppii, 2070 nucleotides. RefSeq names its product DUF4246 domain-containing protein. NCBI's taxonomy places the organism in Eukaryota, Fungi, Ascomycota, Eurotiomycetes, Eurotiales, Aspergillaceae. The record is from RefSeq and is a predicted model, not a curated record. The transcript has 2 exons. Bases 1 to 2070 code for a protein of 689 amino acids.
AUGGCCGACGUCGUUCAGACUCCCUUGGAUAAUAAAACAAUCUCACUAAAAGUCCCCGGCCUCCAUGAUCUUCCUAUCAAUGUGUCACUCUCCCACGAUCAAUUCGCCACAGGGGUCAAUGACUGGUGUGGUCCUGUUCUCACAGUCAAAGAACUGGCCAUCCUAGAUCUAAUCAACACCAUAACCGACCGACCGGAUUGGCACCGCGCCAUCUUUGACCAGAAAGUUAUCGCUCAGUGGCGAAAAGAGUCCGUUGCAUCGUCGUCGCUGAUCAAUGACAAAACGUGGGACUGGUGCCUGAAAGAGUUGCAAGACAAGGCUCAACAGUUCGACCGAGAAGGCCGCUUAGUCGUUUUUAACACGAGCAGCGGUUCACAGCUGCCGAAUUUUGUCGACUUAUUAUCUCAUCAAUCCGUUCGGCAGAAGUCAGAGUCAGCUGUGGUAAAUCUCGUCGACCCAUCUUUGUUUCCCCUUGUCUAUGGGAGGACGAAAAUUCUGGUCGGAGGACAAUCAUGUGGAAUGGACGAGAAUUCCUGGUCGUCACGUAGUAAAAAAAAGGGCCCGAUCGUUUCGGAACUCCCACAACUGGCAAAAGGCACAGCCUUGUCAAAGGGCUACGGUCGGUAUAUUUGGUCCUUGAAAUUUCAGUGGCUGCCAUGUGAAGUGGAAUUCGCAGGUCCUCCUGGGUCUACGGAUAUUCGGAUUUCGUCUUACAUCAACAAUCUCCAUCCGACGAACCGUGAGAUGUACUCCGCGAUCGAGGCCGUGAUCUCUAGCAGCAUCAAGCAAUGGAACGAGAUUUUGGUUCGUAAUAAGUGGAGGAGAGCGAUUAGCCUAUUUUACGGGAAAUGUGACUCCUGGCCUCGUGAGCCUAUACGAAUCCGCACUUACGGAGUUGGGUGGAAAGCCCAGUUCCCUGAAUGGGCGAAAAAAUUGCCCCACAAGGAAGACCAGGGCAAACUAUCUACGGAAGAAUAUGAAGCUAUGUCUGCUCAAGUGGAGGCGUACCUUCAGGAACCUGAAUCCAAGGAUAAGGUAUACUGGGAUCAGGUCAGAACACAAAGGAUCCCGGAUGAUUGGAAGGCCCGUUGGGGGUUACUUCGCACAGCUUUGACCAAGUAUGCAUGCAAAUUCGUCUUUGAGCACUCGGACCCAGGAACCGCGUACUCGUACUCGGACUGGAAAGCAGGCAGGACCGGGAAAGCAAUCGUUGGCCCGGCGCACCACUAUUGGGUUUGUAAUACGGAAUAUGAGCUGUCUAAUUUCAUUAAAGCAAACCCUUGGUUGACACCCUACGAAUGGAUGUAUAAGCCAAAGGAUGACGAUCCUGACGAUCACCAGUUCUACACCCUUGCAUUGCAGGAUGAGUUUCGAGAACAGGGUCUCCAGACUGUCGUCCGGAUCCACAGCAUCGAGCUAGACCCUGAGACGCCAUCCUUCCCCGGCGAGGAGUGGCACACCGAAGGAAAUGCAAACGAACGCAUAGUUGCGAACGCCAUCUACGCGCUUGAUUCGGAAAAAAUUUCCGAGCCGCAAAUCAGCUUCCGGCAGAGGUGUAACCUAGGGGUCCGUACCUGGGUCUACGACAGAAUCGGCGCCGACGAUUCAGAAAACGAGGGACGUGAUGAAGAUGAGAUCGAUGAACUAAUCCUGAAGUAUGCCCUAUGGGACGUCAAGUAUAUUGGAAGGCUUUUCGGAUUCGAGGACAUGCAGUAUAGUCCGGCCUGGCAACAGCUCGGGGAGGUGAAGAUGCCUCCGGGCCGCCUGAUCUCCUUCCCUAACGCCUUCCAGCGCCGAAUGGGCCCAUUGCAGCUUCAGGAAAAGAGCAAACUCGGUCACUGCCGUUUUCUCACUGUGUCUCUUGUCGAUCCGACCUACCGGAUUUGCUCUACGCGGAACGUUCCACCCCAGCAGACUGGCUGGACCAAAGGCGAUGGCGCUGAGUCUGCGACACAAAUGGAUCUGAGUGAGGCCCUCGAGUUGAGAGAGGAAUUGGUCAAGGAACACGCCAAGAAGGAUGAAAAUGUCUUUGAGCUUGCUUCAACCCUCACGUUUUCUGGAUUUGAUUGA